Messenger RNA from Botrytis byssoidea, 840 nucleotides. RefSeq lists its product as uncharacterized. The record is from RefSeq and is a predicted model, not a curated record. The transcript has 2 exons. Lineage: Eukaryota; Fungi; Ascomycota; Leotiomycetes; Helotiales; Sclerotiniaceae. Bases 1 to 840 code for a protein of 279 amino acids.
AUGUUCACGCCAAAUAAAGCCCUCUUCUUGUCAUCCUCUUUCAAUUCUCGUCCAACAAUCAAGCACACAGCAACAUCGCUACAAAUUUUGCUCUCUCAACCUACCACAGCCACCAGACACACUCUCAAACAAUUCUUGCUUCUCUACAACAAACAUAAGCUACCCCUUGCUCUUUGCCACAAAGAUUCUUUCUCACCCCAAUCCUUCACAUGUCUUGAGACUUCCUUUCCCAUGAAGAUCGGUGUCAAGCCUUCAGAUUUGGCAUACCACGUUUUCAACACUUCGCAUCCCCUCACUCUAUACAAGGAAGAGCUGUUGGCAGGCAUUGUGCAUUUUCCGAAAUACUCGAGAGAAGCAUUCCUCAAAGAUAUCGCUGCUCAUUCUAAUCUCAAACCUGUAUCUGGAUCGGACUCUUUCACCUUGACUCCUUUACCUUCCACACGAAACUCAGAUUCUUCGACACUGGCUCAGGAAACUUUCCAAUUUCACAACGACCAGAAGGCCAUACUGGAGAAUUUGACACUUGACUUACAAACCAAACUCGGCACAAAGCGUUGGGUUUUUGGCGGUGACUCUUCUGCAGAAGGACCCACCUACGACUAUUCACAGAUAUCUGGGAUUGAUAAUUCAGAAAGCACUGGCGAGACGAGCACUUUUUCAGAGCAUACGACCAAAUUGGCUCUUCUGCAAUACGCCUGGACAAAACUGUGGGCGGCAUUGUUACAUAAGGAGUACAACGGCGUUGAUUUGGAAUUAACAGACUGGUUACUAGAAGAAUACUCACUCCAGGCGCCUACUCUGAUCAAGAAGAAAAAUAACAAGAACAAUGGUUCAUUAUGA